CAUCAAAUUUUGUGUAGGGGUUGUUUUUCCGUUGUAGAAGUAGAGGAGAAAACAUGACCACCCCUACGGCUACUGCGAGGAUUACCUCAAAGAAGCAAACACUUGAAGAUGCUUACUCACCCCCAGCCAACUUUUUAGAAAUCGAUGUUUCCGAUCCACAGACACACGGAGUGGCUAAAAAGCGAUACACAGAUUACGAAGUCCGAAUGAAGACAAAUCUACCGGUUUUUAAGCUCAAAGAGUCUAGUGUCAGAAGACGUUACAGUGAUUUUGAAUGGUUGAGAAAUGAGUUGGAACGUGACAGUAAAAUUGUUGUACCACCACUGCCAGGCAAAGCUCUUAAAAGACAACUACCAUUCAGGGGAGAUGAUGGGAUUUUUGAAGAUGAAUUUAUAGAAGAUAGAAGGAAAGGACUUGAACAAUUUAUUAAUAAAGUUGCUGGCCAUCCUCUUGCACAAAAUGAGAAAUGUUUACACAUGUUCUUACAAGAACCAGUUAUUGACAAGAACUAUGUUCCUGGUAAAAUUAGAACCACAUGAAAACAGUCACAAACUAAUUUGUUUCUUUUCUUGUAUUUCCCUCAGUCACAUUUAGGAAACUUCUAUUUGUACAACUCUGAUAGUAAAUUUUUAAAAAUAUAUUUGGGACAUUUUUUUUUUUCUAAAACCAAUAAGCACAAAUUAAGUCAAUAUCCAGUAGAUAUUUUAAAAAGAAAAACUUUGACAUUUUGUAUAUCUAGAUAUAGAAACCAAUUCAAUUUGAAAUUGUAUUUAUUGUUUUUAUUUAUUAAAAUUGAGAAGAUGACUGAGAUCUUCCUGUUAAAACACAUGCAUGAUGUUCCAUUUAAUAUUUUGUCUACUGUCAAAUUUUGCGAUUUGAAACAAUGCCAUGUACAAUAUAUAAAUAUAUACUUAUUUUAACACGACCCUAUGCUGUCAUUUUUGUGUAAUUUAUAAUUUGUCAAAUUCAUGUUGCCUGCCUGUUUCUGUUAUUAGUUAUGUUUAGUGUAAAAGCAAAUUAUUGUGCAAUGUCUUCAAAAUGAGCCAUCCUUGUAUAAUGAUUUCCUCACCACUUCUUAAAUUAGCACCACACUUUGGUUUAUCUGACAAAACAUAGUAAAUUUCAUUUCUUUAUUGGCAUGUUGAUAUCCAGUUAGAAUUUGUACAAAUCAUUUCUUGAAGAAACAAACACAUUUUGAAAAAAAUAAAAAGCUCCAAAGAAAUAAGACUGAAAUAAGUAUAAAUAUUGUGAAAAGGGUUAAAUAUGUAAGUUUACAAAUAAAUAUUGCAAUCUAAAAUAAAGCAAUGCACACACAAAAUUCAUUUGCUAGAUUAUAGUUUUCUAAGCUCUAAUAACAGCAAAGACACUGUAUGUGUAUGUGUGGUUAAAACUUGAUCACUGUUGAGCUUUUUCUUAAUGAUAUUUUAAUCAAUUCAAUAGGAACUGGGUUGAAUUUUUUUUUUACAUUUAUUCUACCCCUGAUUUUAUUGCAGAGAUCGUUAACGUUUUCUAAAAAAAAACAACAACAUUGGAUCAAAACAUUUGACACAUAUUUUCUUUCUAUUUUCUUUUUUUAUUUAAAAAGAUAUACAUUUUUUACAUUUCAUUUGCAUUUGAGAGAAAAACAUGCCUAUUUUUUUUUAUUUUGAUUACAUUUGCAAUUUUAAAAAUUUCCAUUUAUCACAAUUAUGUUUAUGAGUUCACUAAAGGUUGUACAAUAACUAGUGUAAAAUCAUUGGUAUGACAGUAUGUAUUGUUAAUUUUAAGCUUUUUUUUUUAACUAGUUGAAAUGUCAGGUCAAGUUGAAGUAACUCUCAUUUAUAAAUGAAUGCUCAUCUGAUUAAAUUCUAUGAAUACAUUUUA
Molecule: messenger RNA, 1863 nt
Organism: Biomphalaria glabrata
Lineage: Eukaryota; Metazoa; Mollusca; Gastropoda; Planorbidae
Product: sorting nexin-12-like
Exons: 4
Coding region: 54-539 (161 amino acids)
Biological process (GO): endocytic recycling; late endosome to Golgi transport
Cellular component (GO): early endosome membrane; retromer complex
Molecular function (GO): phosphatidylinositol-3-phosphate binding
Source: RefSeq, a predicted model, not a curated record